Molecule: messenger RNA, 684 nt
Organism: Cylicocyclus nassatus
Lineage: Eukaryota; Metazoa; Nematoda; Chromadorea; Rhabditida; Strongylidae
Source: the annotation of a GenBank genome assembly
AUGUCGUCUGCGACUGUCUUCAUUGUCUUGGUUUUGGUGGAAACGGCAAUAAAUGUUGGAGUGUUCCGCUACAGCCCCAAUGCUGGUCAUGGUUAUCUAGUGUACGAUAUUUACUUAGAAGACAAAGCAAUGUGCUUAAGGGCUUGCUAUGAAGAAGUCGAAUGCGAAGUUGUGAAUUAUGAGGAAAACACGCGAUCAUGUGCAAUGUACCGCGGUGGCAACUCCACAGAACCGGGAUACAUACUUUCACGUGGAGAGACGGACGCUGCCUGCACUUUGAUAGAAAUAUCCGAUACCGACAUCGCUUUCCAAAAAAUACCAUCUCAAGAUUUAGCAAAAGUGGAAUGCAAUGUGAUGUCGGAUGUAGCUGCUAUCAGCACCUAUGAAAACUCCACUGGAUAUCGUUUCUUCAUUCUCCGUCCCAACAAUAUAUCCGAAUAUUGGGAGGAUAUGCACUACAGGCUUCUUUUCUCCAAAAAGAAGGAGGAAACUUGCACGCCUGUUCCCAUCUUCCACAAAGCAAACUAUCGUCGCCUGUAUUUCGGUGAAAUCUACAACACUACUGGCUACUACUUCUACAACGCUUACGCCUAUGCGAACUACUGCGUUUCUCCAGAGGGUGAAUGCUUGGGUGUGAUGGAGAUUCAAGAAUAUGUAGACAAAUUUGGCUUCCACUUUUACUAA